AUGAAGGGCCGCUUGGGGAUAACCUCCAACCGCUUGUCGACUCACCGGUUCGAGCAAAUUCCGGAUCUACCCCACGACGGCAUGCAUAACCCCAACGACGUGACCAUCGAUAUCCCCCUGACGGCCACCCAGAGCCGAGGUCAGAACGGCAUUCGCAAAUGGGGGUCCAAUACGGGGGUCGCCGAACCUGUCAGCAACGACGAGAAGGCUGAUAUUGCCCCUGGUCGUCGACGACGCCGUGAGGAUUCAGAUAUCAACGAGUCUACGGGUAAACCCUCCGAAGCCCCAGAAGAUGGCACGAUCACGCGAAUGGGCCGCAUCUACCAGGCCAUCUACAACUUCUCCAUUGUCACUCGUUACAUGAUCUAUGUGAUCCCCAUUGGCGCACUCAUCGCCAUUCCAAUCAUUGUCGGGGCCACUGCGUCACCGGAUGCCCGCAUCGGCGGUGUUCACAUCUACUGGUUCUUCACCUGGAUCGAGGUGGUCUGGGUUAGUUUAUGGGUGUGCAAGAUCUUCGCCAAGUUUAUUCCCUAUGUGUUCCAAUUUCUAUGUGGCAUCGUCAGCUCCGGCACACGCAAGUAUGCACUUAUCCUGCGCGCUUUGGAGACUCCGAUUACCCUUGUGAUCUGGAUGAUCAUCUCGCUAGUUACUUUCCUCCCCAUCAUGACAAUGAAUGCUGGGAAAGAGGCCAGCGGUGAUACCGGUGUCAAGUCGUGGGAGAAGAGCGUCAAGAAUAUUCUCUUCGCCCUGCUUGUCUGCAGUCUAAUCUUCCUCGGUGAAAAAGCCAUCGUCCAGCUCAUCUCCAUCAGCUACCAUCGCAAGCAGUUCGAUGCCAAGAUCAAGGAAUCCAAGCGCAACGUCUACCUCGUCGGUCUCCUCUUCGAAGCCUCCCGAAACAUGUUCCCCGUCUACUGUCCGGAAUUUAAGGACGAGGAUGCCAUCAUCUUUGACUCGCUUCUCGCCCAGAGUACUGGCAAGAAGCACAAGCGCGGAUCUAUCAUGCCCUUGCGUAUGAUGCGUCAGGUUGGACACAACGUCGGUCGUAUUGGUGACAAGGUCACUGCGGCGUUUGGCAAUGUUGCCUCCGAGCUGACGGGCAAGCAAGUCUUCAACCCUAAUGCUACCCAUUCAAUUGUCAUUGAGGCGCUUGAGCGCAAGCGCUGUGCUGCGGCGCUGGCUCGCCGCAUUUGGAUGUCGUUUGUCGUGGAGGGCCGGGAGGCUCUAUAUCUUGAUGACGUUAUUGAAGUCCUGGGCCCCGAGCAUGAGGCAGAAGCAGAGGAGUGCUUCGCUGCGAUCGACAAGGAUGGAAACGGCGAUAUCAGUCUGGAUGAGAUGAUUAUGACGAUCAGCGAGUUUGGCCGCAUGCGCAAAUCUCUGAACCACAGCAUGCAUGAUGUCGACCAAGCCAUCCACGUUCUGGACAACUUGCUUCUCUCUGUUGCUUUCGUGAUUGGUAUCUUGGUCUUCGUGUCUUUCGUUACAACUGGCUUCGGCACUGUUAUUGCAGCUGGUGCUACCUCCUUGUUGUCCCUGAGUUUCGUUUUUUCGACGACUGCCCAAGAAGUCCUAGGCUCGUGCAUUUUCUUGUUUGUGAAGCACCCCUUCGAUAUCGGAGACCGCAUCGAGGUCAAUGACAAGGCCUAUAUUGUGGAGCGUAUUUCUUUGUUGUUCAGUGUGUUCCGCACUGUCAAUGACCAUCGCAUGACCCAGGUGCCCAACAACAUCUUGAACAGCCUGUGGAUCGACAACUUCACUCGUGCCAACGCCAUGCACGAACAAUUGACCGUGCCUGUCAGCUUCGACACCAGCUUUGCUGAGAUCCAGGCUUUGCGAAAUGAAAUGGAGGCAUUUGUUCGUGACAAGGAAAACUGCCGUGACUUCCAGCCUGACAUUGACGUUGAGGUCUCGGGCGUUGGUGACAUGGAUAAGCUCGAGCUUCGCGUUGAUAUCCGCCACAAGUCCAACUGGUCUAAUGAGACCGUCCGGGCCGCACGUCGCUCUAAGUUCAUGUGCGCACUGGUUCUGGCUACGCGUAAGGUUCCUAUUCGUGCUCCUGGUGCUGCUGCCCCGGAGGAAGAGUCCAAGGAGGAGGGUGGCCAUGAUGACAAUGGUGACAAUGCCGGUGACCGCAAGUCGACUCAGCCCGGCGCCGACUCGAAGGGCAAUGGUGGUUUAACCCCAGCAGCUGCCGUUGCUGCUGGCUUUAUCUCCUAUGACGCCCACGCGACUGGCUUCGACCAGGGCCACACCGGCACAGUCACUCACCGCGGCUCUACCCACGCCGCAUCCGAAGCUGCCAUCGCCGAACGCCUGAACGCGCGCACUCCCGCCGUGGAACCUGUCCGCGAUGAACAAGGCCUUUACCGAACUGCCACCAACACUUCCAGCCAGGGUAAUCAACUCAGCACAAAUGACGGUAACACCGGCGUUUCCCGCGGCCUGUCCACCGGCCACCGCAAGGCUGGCCUGCGUGCCUCGUACACCGAAGGCGACGUGCCCAUGCCGCCACCUCUCUCUCCAGUAGCCGCCGGCAUGACCCCGUCCUCCAGCAAUGUGCCCAUUUUGGGCGCCCCCGCGCCGCCCGGGUCUCGUGGCAGUGUCCGUUAUGAGCCUCCUACCAACGCACCCCCCAGCACCCAGGCCACGGACCCUCAUUCGAUCAUCUCCCCUGGUACCUACACGCAGCCGUACUACCAUAACCAAGACAAUACCUACGACUCCGUUCCGCUGCAUGGCGUCAGCACAGCCUACACGCCCGCCCGUGACGACCGCUACGAUCCCGUAUCCUCGCCCUCGAUCUACUCCCCGCCGCAGCCCCAGGCGCCUGCACCUGCGCUGACAGGCGAAGGUAUCAGUCAGCGCGGCUCCUUCAUCUCGCGCACGCUGAAGCGCGGCAAGCAUGGCAAUGACCAGGGCCCGUACGGAGAGCACGACGCAUAA
Penicillium macrosclerotiorum is the source of this 2940-nucleotide messenger RNA. Its product is annotated as serine/threonine protein kinase. Gene Ontology annotation, molecular function: calcium channel activity; calcium ion binding. Bases 1 to 2940 code for a protein of 979 amino acids. The transcript has 2 exons. Lineage: Eukaryota; Fungi; Ascomycota; Eurotiomycetes; Eurotiales; Aspergillaceae. Gene Ontology annotation, cellular component: membrane. The record is from RefSeq and is a predicted model, not a curated record. Gene Ontology annotation, biological process: calcium ion transmembrane transport; intracellular calcium ion homeostasis.